Nerophis lumbriciformis (worm pipefish) is the source of this 3230-nucleotide messenger RNA. The record is from RefSeq and is a predicted model, not a curated record. NCBI's taxonomy places the organism in Eukaryota, Metazoa, Chordata, Actinopteri, Syngnathiformes, Syngnathidae.
ACAACAACGAUCGCCAGAUCAUGAACUUGCUUUUGGUGUCAAUGCUAAUUGUGCAAAUACACCGCGGACUGCCUGUGACUUACUCGCUCACGUAUUUCCACACUGCGUCCUCUCAAGUUACAAACUUCCCAGAUUAUGUGGUCGUGGCUUAUCUUAAUGACAUUGAGAUCGGUCACUAUGACAGCAACACAAGUAAAGCAGAAGCCAAACAAGAAUGGAUGAAGAACUUUACAACAGUGGAUCCAGAGCACUUUUUGGGGCAGACACAGUCAGGUACUCGCGAUGAAGUGAAGGACAAAGAGGACUUGGAAAGUUUACAGAAGAGCUUCAACCACACUGAAGCUCUUCACAUUUACCAGAGGAUGACAGGCUGUGAAUGGAAUGAUGAGACUGAUGAAAUCAAGAGUUGGUUACAGUCCAGUUAUGAUGGAGAAGAUUUUUUAGCAUUAGAUACCAAGACAUGGACAUGGACUGCAGCAAAACCACAAGCUGUCCCCAUGAAACACAAGUUGGACCACGAUCGAGAUCUUAUGGAGUACAUUAAGUUUGACCUAACUGAGAUCUGCGUUCAUAAUUUGAAAAAGUAUCUGAACUUUGGUAGAAACCUCUUUAUCAGACCAGUGCUUCCAGAAGUGUUUCUCCUCCAGAAGACGCCGUCCUCUCCAGUCAGCUGCUUCGCGACAGGUUUUUACCCCAGCAGUGCAGCCUUGAAUUGGAGGAAAGACGGCAAGGAUCUCCACGAGAACGUGGUGCACGGAGAAAUGCUGCCCAACCCUGAUGGAACCUUCCAGAUGACGGUGGAUCUGAAAGUGGAGGUGACGGCCGAAGUGGAGGGCAAGUACGAAUGUGUGUUUCAGCUGUCUGGUGUCAAAGAGGACCUGGUCACCAAGCUGGAGAGAAGAAGCAUCCUGAGCAACGCAAGCGAUGAAGGCAAUGUGAGGGUCACCGUCGGCGCCACGGUGGCGGUCGCUGCAGUGAUCCUCGCCAUCAUUGUCAUAGUCGCCAUACGUCACAAGAACAAAAAAGGUGAGGGACACACUUCUUUUUCUCCAACUAUGAUCCAGCUGCUGGUGACGAUGGUACCGAGCACUCAGAGAACAAGACGGAUGAAAGCUAAAUGCGAGAGCAGCAGUCAGCACACAGAUCUUUUGAGCACUGGGACACAGAGCGACCACUGAGGAGCGUGGUCACACUUGAAGACGAGAAGGAGAUGAGCUUUGCUCAUCAUCAAACUGCUCCUCGUGUUACACGGUCUCUUUUUUUUUAUGUUUAUGGCUUAGAAAACGAGUUACGAUCAAAUGUUUUUGCUGCCUUUGGUGGGAUCACUUGCACUGUAACACUUGGAUACUUGUAAUUAUGUCUUUUCAUUUUCCUACACAGCUCUGUAAUUCAUUGGCCAAACGCUAUGCACCUCCCAAACACUAGGGGGCGAUUCUAGCCAUUUACCCUUUGUCAACCAAGAAGGAAAUGCUACAUGCUAGUAGCAGUAACUGGUAGAAAAUGGGUCAAAUUGAUAACAUAACGUUCUACAGCUCUUACAUACAGACGGUAACUUAAAAAACGAACAACUUUAUUAUUUAUUACCAACGGUAAAGCCAGGACACAUCAUUGUGAGUUGUACUCUCACAUAGGAUGGCCAGAUCUUUCUACUUGAAAUUUGAGGCAUUGGUACACUUUUAUCUAUAAAGCCAUAAUUGGGCUAAUGACCUCUUACAUGUGCAAGAUAAUAGCACAAAGAAAUGUAAACUUGUAGGGCUGUGAAUCUUUGGGCACCACACGAUUUGAUUCAGAAUUGAUUCUCGAUUCAAAACCAAUACUUUUUUAAAUAACAUUAGAUGCCGAUUCAAUGAUUAACUACAUUCCUUUAUAAAAUAGAUAAACAGUUCUGAACAAUUUCUAUAUUACGUAAAGAAAACUGGUUUUGUUUAAUAAAAUUCUACCCAAACAUUUAAUAAAGUCAAAUACAAAUAAGGCAAGAUAAGUAUCUAACAUUUUUCUAAUGUAAAUCUGUACAGUAGAUAUGAUCAUCUACAUCAACUAUAUGAUUUGUGGCUGGACAGAACAGAUUGAAAAAAGUAUAAUAAUUUAAAUCAAUUUUUGAUGUUUUUGAAUCGAUUAAGAAUCGUUACAAAUUAGAAUUGUGGUUAGUCUGAAAAUCGAAAUUCUCUCCGCUUGAUUGAACAGCUGUUGCUUUCUGUUCCUUAUGCUCGUACAGAACUGUGUAAAACGUAUUUGAUGUUUUCUGCACCUUAUACUUAGAAUCUGUUGCAAAAGGACUGAAAAUUGACCGAGUUGAUUCGUAUCCCCGACAGCUGUUCAAAACAACAUCACGGGGUUUUUUCGGGUAAGCAUUAAAAUUCACUGAACGGAUUUUGCGAUAAUUAAGGCCUUUACUGGCAUUAAAAAGGAUUACAUAUGAUAUCCACAGGCAUUACUAAACAUUUAAUUAGGUAAAAUAACAAAUGCUUUUAGCUAAUCUCAAGUCGGCAAUUAAAGGCAGGCUAAAGGUGCCCAAUUUUUUUGGAGUGACCCACAAAGCAACUUCUGCUGUCGCCACCACAACUGGCAGCUGCUGCUACCACUACAGAAAAAUACAUCCCCAGAUUAAACAAUCUUGUGAGUCAAUUUUAAUCCACUACAGAGUAACAGUUAAUUUAAGCCGUUCAACUAUUCAAGAUUAAUAUUGUCAAAUGCUUAGAAUUGUGUCUAUAUAGACAAUAGUACGUUUUUGAUUACAUAUGAUAACUACCUGCAAUAGGACAUGGGCAUUAAAUGUGUUUUAAGUGGCAUUAAAAUAGCAUUCACUUAGAUCUGCUGAUACCUGCAGAAACCCUGUACGAAAGACAGAGUGGUAACCUCAUUUAUUUGCAAAAGCUGCGAAGAACCUAUUGGAAUUGUUCCGUUUAUGAUUAUUGCUGCUCCUGACAUAUUGUAAUUGUUCCGUUUAUUAUUAUUGCUGCUCCUGACCUAUUGUAAUUGUUUCGUUUAUUAUUAUUCUUGCAAAUUCCACACACAAAAACUCACCAAUUUGUGCAAGCGCGUCAGGUCCAAAAAAAUAAUAAUUGUAAAAAAUUUGGAAAUAUUUUUUCUAACCUAUUAGUUUUGAAUGUUCUCAUCGUUGUACACUUUCUUAAACCUAACAUUUUUUGUUUGUAUUAUUUUUUGGUCCCUGCAUUUUGUUCUUCCUUCAAAAAUGUUUUUUUUUAUUAUACUAAAACAAAUAAAAUCUU